Molecule: messenger RNA, 851 nt
Organism: Xenopus tropicalis (tropical clawed frog)
Lineage: Eukaryota; Metazoa; Chordata; Amphibia; Anura; Pipidae
Product: dispanin subfamily A member 2b-like
Exons: 2
Coding region: 280-669 (129 amino acids)
Cellular component (GO): membrane
Source: RefSeq, a predicted model, not a curated record
GAUGGCAUUGCUGGUUUCAUAGAAACACUGCUCUAGCUGGCUGCUUUUAUUUUUCCUCCUGAGUAGUGCUAUAAAAUAUUUAUAGAUUUGUGUGUGCAAAUAUAAAUAUCAUAUUAUAUCUCUGCCUUUCCCUUCCUUAUUAUGUCAAAGGCUGAAAACAAAUUUAUGUGUCCGCUUACUGAGGUGUGUCUCCUACAUUGCCCCCUCUCUCACCAACUAUUUACAGGUAACACCACUGAAUGAAGCAUUCCCGGGUGAGACUCCAUAUCGGUUAUAGCGAUGGCGAAUAGGGAACAAGAGCAGCCAAUCAUGCAGUCUGAAAGAGCACCCAGAUCCUACGGCACCGGCGGCUACGAACCUGUCAGGGGCACAACGAGUCCACAAGUACAGGCCACUGCAGUGACCAUAGAAAUCAUGGACCUUCAAGGAGAACGUGAUCAUUUGGUCUGGUCAGUCUUUAACACUGCGUACAUGAAUAUUUGUUGCCUGGGACUCCUUGCCCUUGUUUUUUCUGUCAAGUCCCGGGACCGGAAGAUACUCGGGGACAGCAAUGGAGCACAGAGCUAUGGAUCUUCUGCCCGAGCCGCCAACAUUGUAGCCUCUCUGCUCAGUAUUGUCGCCUACAUCAUCACAUUGGUUGUACUUAUGCUUGAACUUCCCAAAAAGUGACUGAGCCCCAAAAGAUCGCUGUCAACUGGGAUUUUAAAGCACAUUUUCAUGCUCUGUCUCAUUCUUCUUGUAUUUUUAUAAAUUUGUUGUUAAAUGCUGAAUCAUGUGUUCCUUAAGUGCUGUUUUAAUUAAAUCCAUAUUUCAUUUUAUCCAAAUGUAUACAGAAUAAACAGUUAAAACAA